This is a messenger RNA of Closterium sp. NIES-67, 3441 nucleotides long. The record is from the annotation of a GenBank genome assembly. Lineage: Eukaryota; Viridiplantae; Streptophyta; Zygnematophyceae; Desmidiales; Closteriaceae.
CACUCGAGUCAAAGCGAGAAUAAAGUGCAUGACCUGCUGCCUCUAAGUGCUUCCUGUGAAUGGCCUUCCCAGCCAGGCGACAGCACAUACGCUAGCAGUUUCUGGUAUAGCUUUUGCGUUUAGAUAGCUUCGCGGUGUGAGCUUAACUGAGUGGGUGUGACUGAACCGUGUAAUAGCGGCGAAGGCAUGGCGCGCGAUAGGAGUGUGAGCGUGGAGCCCAACGAUGACGACCACGUUCCUCCGCCGCCCACGGCUCACUCGUCAUUCCGCAAUCAAUUCCGAGAGGUGCCGGCGAAUCCACCUCCUUUUGCGAAUGCCCGCUCGCUGCCGUCGUCGUCGUCGGUGCCGUCCAGCAGCGCGCGCUACAUCCGCUCCACCACCACGCCGCCGCAGCGCCGAUUCAAGGCCGCGCAGCAAUCACCAGCCAGGGGGAGCGAUCACAGCAGCGGCGGCGGCGGCGGAGGCGGCGGCGGCGGCAGCAGCAGCCCGGAUGCGCAGGCGCGGGAGGUGCGGGGCAAGCCGGGCCCGGGUGAGAAUGGCGGGAGCAGGAGGAUAGAGGGGAGCGAAGGGGGGAGCAGGGCGCAAGAGGGUGCUGGCGGGGGUGGCGCGCAGGACACGGCGGCGGCGGCGGGGGCGGGGGUGGCGCGGGAGGUGGUGUUUGUGAAGGGCAACGUGGCGGUGCACCCGUCGGCGUCGUCCAGCAAGAAGAUCGCGGGGCAGCUCCGGCUCGUCAAGCACGGCGCCGACGUCUUCCUCAACUGGAUUCCGUACGAGCCCUCCUCACCUGCCGGCACACCCACAGGCAUAGCGCGCGGCAGUCUGCUCUACUCCAUCCGCUCCGUGGCGGUGUCGGAGAUGCGGUCCAUCCGCCGCCACACACCACCCUUCGGCUGGCACUACAUCAUCAUCGUGCUCACCUCAGGCGUGGCGUUCCCGCCGCUGUACUUCUACGACGGGGGGGUGAAGGAGUUUCUGCACGUGCUCAAGCAGCACGCCAUGCUCGUGCGCUCGCUGGACGACCCCAACGUGUACAACGUCAACGAGUCCUUCGACCUGCUGCAGAGGAGUCUGGCGCAGCUGCACCUGUGGGACCCGCCCACCACCGAGCCCUCCGAGCCCCCUGCCUCCGCCAAUUUCCGCUCCGUGUCGCUCCCCGCCGCCCGCCGCCACGCCGCGCCCUUCCGCCCCUCCGCUGCCGCUGGCCCGCCCUCUGCUGCCGCUGCUCCUGGCGCUGGGGAUGGGGGGAGAAGGGGCGCAGUGGGGCCAGCAGGGUACCGCGUGGGCGAGCGCAGUGCGUCUGCCGGGGGGCAGCUGGGGGGCCGGGCGCUGGGCAGUGUGAGCGAGGAGGGCGAGGAGGGCGAGGAGCCGCGGCUGGUGCCGCGGAACAAGCUGCCCCCGUCGCUGCACGCCCUGCGCAGCGCAACGCUCAAGCGCACUGCUGCUGGCACGCGGGAGACGGGAGGAGAGGGCGGAGUGAAGGAAGGCGAGGGGGGAGGGGCUAGGGGGGAGAAGGUUGUAGGGGAUGGGGGGGGGGAGGAGGGGGAGCAGCAGGAGUACCCGAGCGAGGAGGAGAUGCUGCGCAUGCUGGAGGCCGCCCACGAGCUGGCCAGGCAGCAGGCAGCCAGGAAGAGCGCGGAGGGUAGGGAGGGGGCAGGGGAGGGGGGCAGUGAGGAGCAGCCUUCGGAAGCGGAGAUGCUGCGGAUUCUGGAGGCGGCGAAUGAGAGGGCCAUGCAAGACGCAGCGAGGAGGCGAGGACACCAGCACAGGGAGCAGCAGCAACGCGUGCAGCGGCAGCAGCCUGCUGACGUGGCGAAGGACAUCUCGAUGCAGGUGCUGGGGGGCUUCUCCGCCGUGACUCGCCUAGCGCGCGGCAUGCUGGCCGCCGCACCCGCUGCUGUGGGGGAGGCCAUAGGCGGCAUGGGCGGCAUGGGGGGUUACGAGGGGCGGCUGCUGGGCGGCAGGGACGCGGAGGAGCGCAUGCCCGCUGCUGAUGCGUGGGGGGGGGCGUGGGGGGGGGACAGGGAGUGGCAAGAGGAUGACGAGGCGGAGGUGGAGGCGGAGGAAGGGGAGGGCGAGGGCAGCUUGAGUCGCCUGAGCACCAUCAAGGGCAGUGCGGGCGAGAGCACGGAGGUGGGCGAGUUCGAGCUGCUGGACGACUUCCAGGACAACUCCUCGUCGCUCGUGCCUGCUCGCCCGCUGCUGCCGCCACUCUCUCCUGAGGAGUGGCUGGGGUACCAGGACAGCGAGGGGCGCAUCAGCGAGGCCAACCGCGAUGCCGUGCUGCGCCGCGUCUUCUACAGCGGGGUGCAGCCCGCGCUCCGUGCACAGGUGUGGCCGCGGUUGCUGGGCUACGUGCCGUGGGAUGCGAGCCACGAGGAGCAGGCGGCGCUGCGGCAGCAGCAGAGCACCGGGUACAAGGCGCUGCUGCAGCAGUGGCAGUCCAUCAGCGAGCAGCAGGCGCGGCGCUUCACCAAGUACCGCGAGCGCUGCAGCCGCAUCGACAAGGACGUGGUGCGCACGGACCGGCAUUUGCCCUUCUUUGCGGGCGAGGGCAACGGGAAUCUGCAGCGCCUGCGCCGCAUCCUCGUCACCUACUCCUUCUACAACUUCGACCUCGGCUACUGCCAGGGCAUGGGCGACCUGUUGGCGCCGCUGAUGAUGGUGGUAGAGGAGGAGGAGGAGAGCUUCUGGGCGUUCACGGUGUUCAUGGACGCCAUGGCGCCCAACUUCCACCGCGACCAGAGCGGCAUGCACGCCCAGCUCUGCGCGCUCUCCAAGCUGAUGCGGCUGCUGGACCCGCCACUGUACGAGUACCUGGAGUCGGUGGACUGCCUCAACUUCUUCUUCUGCUUCCGAUGGAUCCUUGUGCGCUUCAAGCGGGAGUUUGAGUUUGAGGGCACGUGUCGGCUGUGGGAGGCGCUGUGGAGCUGCCACCUGUCGGAGCACUUCCACCUGUUCGUGGCCGCCGCCGUGCUCAAGCGCCACCGCCGCCGCAUCAUGGACGAGCAGAUGGAGUUUGAUUCGCUCCUCAAGUUUGCCAACGACCUCAGUUGCCACAUCGACCUCAACGCUGCUCUCAGGGAUGCGGAGGCACUGUGUGUCAUGUCGGGGGAGAGAGGGCAAGCGUGCAUGCCUGUGCCACCGCCACCGCUGGAAGAGAUGUUUGAGGGGCCUGAGACAGGCGAAGAGGAACUGGAUGAUUGAGCGAGCGCUACUUGAGUUGUCAUGUGGAGUGUGAUUGUACAUAAGCUUGUCAUUGUGUUGGUGGUUUGAGCCCGACAGUGCUAUGUUUAGAUCGAGUGCACAUCUCAUGAUAUGGGAUUUUUCUUAUAAAGGAAUAACUGUUCAUGUAGAUUCAUAUGCUGGGAGUGAUAAUGAUAACUAAGGCGGAGCUAGGAUAGUUGGUUUAAAUAUUUUGAAGAUGUUAAACAUUGACACUAA